Messenger RNA from Zychaea mexicana, 929 nucleotides. Its product is annotated as RFX DNA-binding domain-containing protein. Gene Ontology annotation, molecular function: RNA polymerase II cis-regulatory region sequence-specific DNA binding; DNA-binding transcription factor activity, RNA polymerase II-specific. The transcript is spliced from 5 exons. Gene Ontology annotation, biological process: regulation of transcription by RNA polymerase II. NCBI's taxonomy places the organism in Eukaryota, Fungi, Mucoromycota, Mucoromycetes, Mucorales, Lichtheimiaceae. The record is from RefSeq and is a predicted model, not a curated record. The coding region runs from base 186 to 773 and encodes 195 amino acids.
CAAACCUAUCAUUCUUUUUUCUCCCCUUCGUUGUUCUCUCGAGCAAAAGAACGCAAUUACAAAGCUCCUAACGUCUGCACGUGUCUUGUCAAAUUACGUGCACUUCUUUUUCUUCAUUCAAUCGAGCGGCUCAAACGCUUCUAGUGAUCUGGCUUCUUAUACAUACAACCUCUGCUUGUUGAAUCAUGUCACCAGCCAAUCAACAGCAGCAAUCGAGAUCAAUAGCAGCAAAUGAACAUGAAGCGACGAUACAAUGGCUAAAAGAUAACUACCGAGAGUGUGGUUGGACUUCCGUUGGCAGUUCCGCUAUUCCUGGAGUUCCUCGAGCUAGUAUAUAUGAGCGCUAUCAGCAGCAGUAUAGUCAACAGCGGACAGCUGCUCAACCUCCAGUGAACUCUGCAACGUUUGGCAAGCUUGUACGAUCUGUCUUUACAAAUAUCAAGACGCGUCGGCUGGGCAACCGAGGACAAUCAAAGUACUAUUACUGUGGCAUUAAAGAGAUCGACGCGCCUGCCCAAACAGCACCGGCGUCAACGGAGAGUCAUGAUGAUCAGAUGAUCAUUGAUACCGAUCACGAACAAAUCACAGAACCAUCAACGCAACAACAACACGACACCAGCAUUAUUGACUUGAUUCCUCCUUUAACAAUGUCACCAUCACUGCAGCUCAAUCCGCAAGCAGAAGAGUUAGUCCAGAGAUAUCGCCAGCAUUGUAACCAGAUCCUUCAUCUAAUCGAUACACACAAAAAUUAUAUAUCACGGCACGUUUACUAGAUCAGAAACCCCAUAAUAACAUUCUACGACACCACGGUGCCUCACGAUAUCGUUGAAUUUUUACGAUCUAACGGCUCUGACCUCAUCGAGACAAUAUGCAGCUGGGAUUGUGUCUUUUACGAUGUAUUGAUUUCUCUAUAUUAUCCUACGAUCGAU